AAAAAAUAUACAUACCUAAACACAUAAUAAUACGAAAUUUUCAUAAAUAAUAUUUUCACAUCUCAAAAAUUUCGUUUAAAUUAUAUAAAGGCAUUUAAACACUACUAAGGCUACUUUCAGCUAUUUUAAUAAUUUUUCUAAUGAAUUCAUCUCAUUAAUUAUUUGAACAGCAAGUAUUAAAAAUGGAUAUAACUCCAAAAAUGAUAAUUCCAACGAUUAAAACAAUGAUAACAGGACCUAAUUUUUAUAAUGAAAUUUUAAAAUUGAUAAUAUGAUUUUCAUAUUAAUCUUUCUUAUAUUUAUUAAAAUUAACUUUUUUUUAGUUAUUUUAUUAAAUUAUUUAAUCAUCCUUUUUUUCUUCCUUUUUUUCUUCUUUUUUUUCUUCUUAUUUUUCUUCUUAUUUUUCUUCAUUAUUCUAAGUUUUUAGACUUUUGUCUUCCUAAAUUUCAUCUUCGAAUCCUUCUUCAUAUUCCUAAUCUAAAAUUUCAUAAGGAAUAGAUUCUUUUUCGUAAAUUAAAUCUCCUUUAGAUUAACAUUCAUUAUUUAUAAAUUCUAAUAUGUAUUAAGGUUCCCUUUUUCCAUCAAAAGUGCAUUGUUUAUAAUCUUUUUUAGUAAAUAAUACAAUUGUAGGAUAUCUAUUAACUUUUAAAAGUUCUCUACAUAACAUAUCGUUUUCUACACAGUUUAUUGCAAUUAAUUUUGUUUUUUUUCUAUCAACUUAUUCUGCCAUUUUCUCCCAUACUGGUUAGAAUUUUUAGCAUAUUGGGCACCAUUCUGAAUAAAAUUAAAUGCAAAUGUUCUUUGGAAUUUUUCCUGUUCCUAAACCUGUUUUUCUUGCUAAAUCUUAUUGAUUUAAAUCUAAAGUGGUUAAACUAUUCUUAUAAUUAUGAGAGAUUACUUUUUAUAAUAAUUGUAUUAAU
This is a messenger RNA of Ichthyophthirius multifiliis, 920 nucleotides long. RefSeq lists its product as hypothetical. The record is from RefSeq and is a predicted model, not a curated record. Lineage: Eukaryota; Ciliophora; Oligohymenophorea; Hymenostomatida. The transcript has a single exon.